GCUCCUGCCAUCCCGCUGAAGGUGUCCGUCACGCCUCGAGCUGGCAGCUGCACCCGGCCAGCAGUGCUCAUCCUCCUGUGCACCCGCUGCUUUGCCACCAUCACCUCGCCGUGCCAGGACCUGCUCGUCCGCACCGAUGCACACCUCGACCCCGGGACCACUGUGACACUGGGCCCUGACCUGCCUGUGGCCACCAGCAAGGGGCAGCUGCUGGCCUGGGCUGUGGGUGAAUACAGGGGCAUCACAUCCUACAGCGAGCUGCGGGACCCCCGCUGGGUCCAGCUCCACCUCGGAGAAGACAGGGGCAGCCCCCCAGACUGCAUUCCCCAGGAGCGCUUUGAUGCCACCUCGCACCUGGAGACCGAGGUCUUCUUCCACGGGAUGAAGGGCUGCUCGCUUGAGGAUGCCCAGAUCACCAGGGCUGCCCACAUCAUCCACCUGCAGCCUGAGCCCAGAUCCCCCAUCAUGGAGGUGGACCUGUCCCUGAGCUGUCCCGAGCCAGCCAUGAGCAACCAGUUCCUCAUCCUGCAGAGCCGGUCCAACCUCACCUGGUCUCUCUCCUUCAACAACUGCCACAUCCAGUUCCUGGUCUCUGGGAACUACAAGAUUGAGCCUCUCUCCACACUGCCAAUCCCCGGGGUGCUCCUGCCCGACACCGAGCGGGGCCUUGUCGCCAAAGCCUUCGAGAAGAACUACAGCACCAUCGCCUCCUACUCCCUCAUCCCAACCAGUGCCCGCAUCAGCCUGGAGCUCCAGGAGCAUGAGGCGCUCAGGAGGGUGCCCCCAACGCCCACCCCCCCAGCCCCCACCGUUGACUCGCUGCCCCACGUGCUGCUGCUCAUGCUCCAGCCCUGGAAGUGCACAGAUGACACCAUGGAGAUCGUUAUCGCCAGGUCCCAUCUGGAGCCCAUCAAGGACGUGGUGAACAUCACCCUGCGGGACAUCAACUGCCAGGCGGAGAAAAACGCCACUCACUUCAUGUUGAAAACGCCCCUCAGCCACUGCGGCACCUCGCUGGAGGACAGGGGCCACGCCAACAAUGAGCUCAUCCUCAACCUGGCCAAGGGCGCAGUGCUCCGGAGUGUGCGGGUGGCCUUCCAGUGCAAGAUCCCACGGGAGCUCUUCCUGCGCCUCUUCCCCACUGCCGCCUUUGAGGCACCGCAGACGGAGCUGGAAGUCAACAAGGAGGCCUUUGUGCAGGCGUCCAUGCGGUGGGAGGACCCCCCGGCUGCCCUGCAGCUGAAGGAGUGCUGGCUGGCGGCGCCGGGGCGGGAGCCGGUGCUGCUGGUGCAGGGCGGCGAGGCACGGGGCACGGGGGUGGCUGUGCUGGAGGGCCCCCCCAGCAGCCGCGGGAGGAAGGUCUGGCGCUUCCGCUUCACCUACACUGUCCCCGAGGGUGGGCGCAUCCCCUUCUCCGCCACCCUCAAGUGCAAGGCUGGCUUGCAGAACAACACCAUCUUCGAGAAGGUCCUGGAGGUGACGGUGAAGGGCAGCUGGCAGCCACCCAACAACCGGGGCCUGGGGCUGGCUGCUGUCCUGGGCAUCACCUUCGGCGCCUUCCUCAUCGGGGCGCUGCUCACCGCCGGGCUCUGGUACAUCUACUCGCACACCCAGCCCCCCCUGCUCCACCAGCAGCAUGGCCUGACCCCGCUGGGCCCCUCCGAGCCUACCCAGACCCCGGCACACGGACUUGGGGACCCACCCCAGCCUCAUUAA
This is a messenger RNA of Mesitornis unicolor (brown roatelo), 1716 nucleotides long. RefSeq names its product endoglin (gene ENG). Gene Ontology annotation, biological process: vasculogenesis. The record is from RefSeq and is a predicted model, not a curated record. The transcript is spliced from 13 exons. The annotation marks the transcript as partial. NCBI's taxonomy places the organism in Eukaryota, Metazoa, Chordata, Aves, Mesitornithiformes, Mesitornithidae.